GCAAAACCUUGGGUGUCAUUAUGUAAUUUACUCAAAAUAUUAUAUAAGUAAUAUUUUAUUUUUGCUUAUUUCUUACUACGAUCGGAAUUAUCGUCUGCGAAUUGCGAACAUUACUGAAGCAAUUGGAGGAAUUGUUAACACACGUAUCUGUUUUGCUAGUUGAAAAAAGAUGAAAAGCCAAGGUGGUUAUGUGCCACCUCCUUAUAUUCCGUUGGGACAGUCGGAUUCAGAAGCUGAGAUUGUUCCGCACAAAGGGCUUGCAGUUUCUCAUCACCUGAACGAUUCACCUGUACAGUGGGCAUCUGGCAUCUGCGCUUGCUGCGAUGAUAUGCAGAGCUGUUGCUUAGUUCUAUUCUGCCCUUGUUUUGUGUUUGGAAAGAAUGCAGAGUUCUUGGGUUCAGGAACUUUUGCUGGAUCAUGCAUGACCCAUUUUAUUUUGUGGGCUUUUGUCAAUACUAUAUGUUGUUUGUUGACUGAUGGCAUUUUGUUGGGUUUGCCUGGAUGCUUUGUUGCUUGUUAUGCUUGUGGUUACCGCAGGGCACUACGGGCAAAGUAUAAUCUGCAGGAAGCACCAUGUGGAGACUUUGUUACGCAUUUCUUUUGCCAUUUGUGUGCCAUUUGUCAAGAAUACAGGGAGAUUCGCGAAAGGGCUGGUGAUUCCAAUCCCCCUGAUCUCACAUUAGCUGUUGUCACGGCUCCACCAACACAGACAAUGGAGUCAACUUCUGAGCAAUAGUACUUCUGUCUGAAUACCUAAACUGGGACCUGAACAUCAUCUGAAUUUUACACGGUUUGUGAUGGCCUCUACUAGAUUAUGCUCUAGCCACCAGUUUAUAUUCAUUCCUCCAAGGUACUGUCUCUAUAAUUGAUGAGUUUAUUUUGUAGAAUUUGUCGUGCAAUUUGUUGCUCAGAGUUAACUGUUUCGAACCAAUGAGUAAUUGUAAUACCAAAAUACUGAAUGACCUGUAGCAAGUAUAAGGCCAGUGUAAACCUCAUUAGUUUCUCUCGCCUGUAGGAAUCAGGACAAAACUUUAGACAAGUUCAAUAGUUUCAGCUUUGCUCCAGCAAUUUGUUUCAAUCUUGGCAUGCUAGAUAAUAGUGCAUAUAUAUGCACAUUCAUUUAACGUGGUCUGGUCAGGUUUUGUGCGGUCUGUUAUUCACACGUUUUUUUUCCUUCAUUAUUAUAAUGAUUUGGUACAA
Molecule: messenger RNA, 1200 nt
Organism: Mangifera indica (mango)
Lineage: Eukaryota; Viridiplantae; Streptophyta; Magnoliopsida; Sapindales; Anacardiaceae
Product: protein PLANT CADMIUM RESISTANCE 10
Exons: 4
Coding region: 170-736 (188 amino acids)
Source: RefSeq, a predicted model, not a curated record